AUGCCACUCAUCAGAUAUAUUGGCCGUGCCGCAAAAACACUCGCUUUGACCUUCUUGUUUGACUGGACGCAAAUCAUUCGUCAUCCUAUCGGAUCAUUAACAACUCUAAUAGUAUAUCCAUUGACAUCUGGUCUUAUGGUCGUUGUUUCUGUGGGAUUUCGACUGAUUGGUCGUUUCAAGAAACAGACAGAACAACACCCAAAGAUGUUUGAUGAGGUCGAACAAGAACUUGUUAAUACGGCUGGUGACUUUCUCCAGUCCUCGUUUGGACUCGCAUAUGACAAGAUCACAAAGAUAACCCAUCACAACGACUACGCAGACGCCCGUUACAUACGUCCUUCUUUCAACAUAGAUGUUGCCGAAUUCUUGUUAGUUCUCUCGGCUCUCAUGUACGAACGUGAGGAACCUCCUAGUGGAGAGUACUCUAGCAAUGACGGCGAACUGGAUCGCAAUACUGAUUAUAUUCGUGAGAAAGCUCAUCACUGGGGUUUAGAAUUCAAGUCACUAUCUGAAUUAGGAACAAGUGCGAGUCCAUUUUGUGGCGCGUUCUGGGAUCCGCAUAAGAACUUUGUCGUUAUUGCAUUUAAAGGAACGACACCGACCGACUUUGCCGAAUGGAUUGUUGAUGCUUCUAUUAUGCGUACUGAUGGCAGGACACAGUUAUUCGGUGAAGUGCAUGAAGGAUUCUAUAGAAUGCUAUUUGGAAACGAGAAGAAAGGGCGUUCCAAGUUGAUUGAGAGUUACUCGUAUAGAAAUAUAUUGAAAAACUUGCUUGGUAUUAUAAGUACUAUUAAUGGAGGGAAAAUCAAUGUCUGGGUUACUGGGCAUUCAUUGGGAAGUGCCCUUGCGUCCUUGUUUUAUGCGAGAUUGAUGCGCAGUCCUGCAGAUCUGCCGGAUGAUUGUAUUUUAAGAGACGCCUACAUCUACGGGACACCAUGCAUAGGGAAUGGUGAAUUCGCCAUUAACUUCUCCUCGCUCUGUAACACGCCAUCUAAUCGUUUCAAUACGUGCUGGCGCGUGAUAGACGAUAAAGACAUUGUCUGCAACGUUCCAGUUGGAUUCGACGACCUUGAAGUACUGCAAUACGUUAGCGAUAAUUAUAUUUUCGACUAUGCUCAUGUUGGCGAAGCUAUAAGGCUUUUCCAGGACGGGCGAAAACCAAAGACGGAAGUCGCUGGGUUGCUCGAGGAGCGGGAGGAGGGAAAUGUGGAAAUAAGCGAUGAUGUUGAUGACGAUGAGGAAAAGUAUAGAUUUGUACCGGCUUUUCUAAAAGAUCAUUUUACAUUUAGCUAUUUGAGGGCUAUAAAAAAGGCGAGACCGUAUUUCCCGAGUAGCAAAAAAACAAAGGAAUUAUAUAAAGAACCGCAACCUGUACCAAUUUGCUUGAAUAACGAUCAAGUAGAUAAUAAUGUAAAGAAAGCUGUUUAA
Molecule: messenger RNA, 1428 nt
Organism: Paraglomus brasilianum
Lineage: Eukaryota; Fungi; Glomeromycota; Glomeromycetes; Paraglomerales; Paraglomeraceae
Source: the annotation of a GenBank genome assembly